CCCGCCCCUCCCGGACAGCUCAUCAUUGAGCGCGCCGUCUGCGGGCGGAUCCCCGGGACUCUGAAGCGCUCGGGCAUCCUGAGGAUGGCGCUGUCGGGAGAUGGGGACCUGGAUAAGGAGGGCAGCCGGGAGCCCUUCUUGGUGCGGGCGGUGAAGAUCGCCCUGGUGGUCAUACUCUACUGGUUUAUCUCCAUCACCAUGGUGUUCCUGAACAAGUACCUGCUGGACAGCCCCACCCUGAAGCUGGACGCCCCACUCUUCGUCACCUUCUACCAGUGCCUGGUGACUGUUCUCCUGUGUAAGGUCCUCAGCCUGCUGUCCCUGGUGGUCCCGGGGGAGAUGAUGGAGUUCCCCUCCGUCCGCUUCGACCUGAAGGUCCUGCGGAGCGUGCUGCCCCUGUCCCUGGUCUUCAUUGGGAUGAUCACCUUCAACAACCUGUGCCUCAAGUACCUGGGGGUGGCCUUCUACACGGUGGGCCGGUGCCUCAGUACCGUCUUCAACGUCCUCCUGUCCUACGUCCUUCUGAAGCAGACCACGUCGAUGUACGCCCUGAUGUCCUGCGGGGUCAUCCUCGGUGGCUUCUGGCUGGGCAUAGACCAAGAGGGCGCCGGGGGCACCUUAUCCUGGGCCGGCAUAUUCUUUGGAGUCAUUGCCAGUUUAUGCGUGUCCUUGAACGCCAUUUACACCAAAAAGGUUCUCCCCGCCGUGGACGGCAGCAUCUGGCGCCUGACGUUCUACAACAACGUGAACGCCUGCUUCCUCUUCUUACCCCUCCUGCUCGUAUUCGGGGAGCUGGGCACCCUCAUUGCCUUCGACAAACUUUAUUCCUCUUACUUCUGGGGCAUGAUGAUUGGGGGCAUUUUCGGCUUUGCCAUAGGCUACGUGACGGGAAUGCAGAUCAAGUUCACCAGUCCCCUCACCCACAACAUCUCGGGCACUGCCAAGGCCUGCGCCCAGACUGUCAUUGCCGUAUCUUACUACCAGCAGAGUAAGAGUUUCCUGUGGUGGACGAGCAACGCCAUGGUGCUCGGGGGCUCCUUCUGCUACACGUGGGUGAAGGGUCUGGAGAUGAAGAAGACGCAGGAUCAGAACGUGCAGACGAUCAGCAAUGAAGAGAAGAGCCCCUCAGGGGUGUGAUCUCCAGUCCUAUAGACAAUGCCCAUGGAUGCCAACCAAGACUGGUGUGUAAGGGCCAUGCCAGUUUAUACUCACCAAGAAGCCUCGCCCAUUGAAAUACCAUAGGACAAACCCGUUUGUCCUCACCUGGGUCUUUGUACAGCUACAUAAAUACAGAUAAAUAAGUCCCAUGUUCUAUAUGGGGCGGCCAUUAUGAGGAACAUCUGUGUACACUGAGGGUAGGUUCACACAGGCGGAUUUUCUUGCGGGUUUUCUGCUGUGUAUUUGAAAGUGGGCAGCAGAUUUUCCGCGGCGGAAUUUACACUGCGGAAAAUCCGCCGUAGUCCCUACUGACUUCAAUGGAACUUGCGGCGGAUUUUCCGCAGCGUAUAUUCCGCCAUGGAAAAUCUGCUGCGAACAGCCGAGAAGAGCCCGCCCACUUUCAAUUACGCAGCGAAAAAUCCGCCCGUGUGAACCUACCCUAAUAAAGAGCAUUCACACAUACUGGAUCUGCUGCAGAUUUUCUGCUGAUGACUUCAAUGGGUAGUAAAAUCAGCGGCAGAAAAUAUGCAGCACAUCCGGUACGCGUGAAAACAUACAAAUCAGCGUUCUAUAGUUAUAAACCAAUAAGGCCACUCUUAUAUCUCCCAGAGAGGUUGGCACCCAGCUUUCUCAGUCUCCCGACUGGUAAAUGUGCCCGGUUCUGUACUGUAUUGACGCAUAACUGAGUGAGUAGAUUUGCUUCAAGGGUAUGGCUGCUAAAAGCAACUGAAAUAUAUGGCUUGCCAUGUGGUCUCCUGUCUGUGUCUCUUCAGCUGUUGCGAAACUACAACUCCCAGCAUGCCCGGCGUUUGUAGUUUCAGAGAGCCACAGGCAGGAGAAGCCAUAGGGGGAGAUUUAUCAAAACCUGUGCAGAGGAA
Messenger RNA from Hyla sarda, 2036 nucleotides. RefSeq names its product solute carrier family 35 member C1 (gene SLC35C1). Gene Ontology annotation, molecular function: antiporter activity. Gene Ontology annotation, biological process: protein O-linked glycosylation via fucose; GDP-fucose import into Golgi lumen. NCBI's taxonomy places the organism in Eukaryota, Metazoa, Chordata, Amphibia, Anura, Hylidae. Gene Ontology annotation, cellular component: Golgi apparatus. The record is from RefSeq and is a predicted model, not a curated record.